Physella acuta is the source of this 1354-nucleotide messenger RNA. RefSeq names its product DNA repair protein complementing XP-A cells homolog. Gene Ontology annotation, biological process: base-excision repair; UV-damage excision repair; nucleotide-excision repair, DNA damage recognition. The record is from RefSeq and is a predicted model, not a curated record. Gene Ontology annotation, molecular function: damaged DNA binding. Gene Ontology annotation, cellular component: nucleotide-excision repair factor 1 complex. NCBI's taxonomy places the organism in Eukaryota, Metazoa, Mollusca, Gastropoda, Physidae.
UCGCAGCAUUGGUAGUGUUGAAUUUAGAAAUUAUGAAUUACUGAAAAGUAGAAAGUAAAAGAACUAAAUAGCGGUGUAUGCUUACGGCAUGGGUCAGCUCGUAUAGUAUAAUUAUGCAUUGCAUCAAGACAUUUAACUAUUGAGGCUACUCACAUUAUCCUUAAUUACCCCAAACUGGUUCAUACUGUGAGUUACACAAGACGUCAUUGUUUGCUACACAGAUAUUGUCUUGGAUGAUUUUUAAAGCUAUGUCUUCAAAAUCACAAACUACAUUAACAGAAGAACAAAAAGCCAGAAUAGAGCAAAACAAAAAAAAAGCUUUGCUUCUUAAGAAGGCAAGGGUAACCAAACGUCCCCAUGAGGAAGGGCCAUCCAGUGAUAUUGAGAGCAAAAUUCAUUGGACUCCAUUGGAGAUUGACACUAGAGCUGGAUUCUUUUUAGAAGAUGUGGAUACAAAAACAACAAAAACAGAUAGUAUAAAGAUCAUUCAUGAACCAGGUCCACUGAUUGAAAGUAAUUUAGUGUGUGAAGAAUGCCAAAUGAAAUUUCAAGAUUCAUACUUAUACAACAAAUUUGAUCAACCAGUGUGUGAUAGUUGUCGCGAUGAUGAAAAACAUUCUCUUAUCACAAGAACAGAUGCAAAGAGCAAUUAUUUAUUAAAAGAUGAAGAUUUUGAUAAAAGAGAGCCUCCAUUAAAAUAUAUCUUAAGAAAAAAUCCACACAAUCCAAAAUGGGGAGAUAUGAAACUUUAUCUUCAAAGUCAGAUUUGGAAACGAGUUAUGGAAGUGUGGGGAAGUGAGGAAAAGCUGGAGGAGGCUAGAGAAGAAAGGGCUGCUAAAAAAGAGAAGACAAAACAAAAAAAAUAUGAUAAAAAAUUAAAAGAAUUACGCAUGUCAGUAAGGAGUAGCUUGUGGCGGAAAGAUCUCUCAGGUCAUCAACAUGAGUAUGGUGAUGAGGUUUAUGAUGAAGAUAAAGAUAGCUAUUCUAAGACUUGUUCAUCUUGUGGUCAUGAGUGGACAUAUGAAAAAAUGUAAAUUGGUUUUUGUUGUGUAAAUGUUAUAGUUGGGCAUUAGCAGUAAUACUUUUUGAUGCAUUUUUGGUCUCAUAACCCUUGUAUUUGUAUGGCAUUCAUUGUAUUUGUAUGGCAUUUGUAAAACAAUUUUUAUGUAACUAUGUGUACAUUGAAGUCGUAGAACAGUGAAUCUGAUCUUAGCCAUUUAGCAUAAACAUUAUAUUUAAGAGGCAUUAAAUGUACAUUUUCCCUGUUAAGAUACACAUUUUUCUAUUGUUUUUUAGGCAUUACAUUUGCAUUUUGUCUGUUAAAUUAUACACUAUUUUUAUAAUUAAUAUUAAU